Molecule: messenger RNA, 6483 nt
Organism: Etheostoma spectabile (orangethroat darter)
Lineage: Eukaryota; Metazoa; Chordata; Actinopteri; Perciformes; Percidae
Gene: cadm3
Product: cell adhesion molecule 3
Exons: 12
Coding region: 338-1978 (546 amino acids)
Biological process (GO): homophilic cell-cell adhesion
Cellular component (GO): presynaptic membrane
Source: RefSeq, a predicted model, not a curated record
CUCCCCUCCCUCUCGUCUUUCAGACAGACUGUUUUUGCUGCAGUGAACGGCAGCCGUGGAGAGAGAGGAAGAGAGAGAGAGAGAUAGAGAGACGGAGGAAAAAGCAAGAAAAACAAAGAGUCAGGAGAACAAGGAGAUUAAAAAGUCGAUAAAACAGAUUGAGAGAAGGCUCCGGACCAGCGACGGCUGCGCAUCAAAGGAGGGACCGUACUGAGGACCUUACUGGAGACCAGCGCCAACAAAACCCGACUCCGGAGGCGGAAUAUAACGGUGACACUCCAGAGCUCCUCUGCCCUCCUGAGGAUUCAGUGAGACAGGCGGAUCUGUGUGCCUAACCAUGGCCCUCCCAUCAGCCCCCUCCACAUUAUGGAGUGUCAGCUUAUUGACGGUACUGUUCGCAGCAGUGGUUCACAGCAACAUUAUCUUCGACGACGACCCCUUGCAGCCAGUGACCUCAGACGAGACGGUGUCCGUGGGAGGGACAGUGACACUGACCUGCCGGGUGCCCGAGAGUGAUAACUCCUCACUGCAAUGGUCCAACACUGCACAGCAGACCCUGUACUUUGGAGAGAAGAGAGCGCUGAGAGACAACCGCAUCCAGCUGCACCGCUCCACACCCACCGAGCUUUCCAUAACCAUCGCUGAAGUGCAGCUGUCCGACGAGGGCGAGUACACUUGUUCCAUCUUCACCAUGCCGGUCCGCACCGCCCGGGCUACAGUCACCGUGCUAGGUGUGCCCGGUGAACCUCAGAUCUUGGGCUUUGAGAAUGCAGUGCCGGAGGGGGGCAAAGUCACCCUGACCUGCACCAGUACAGGCAGCAAACCCCCCGCCAGGCUGCGCUGGUACCGAGGAGACCAGGAGCUGGAAGGACGUCCAGACGUGGUGGAGUCCGUUCCAGACGAUCCAACAUAUAACGUGAGCAGCGAGCUCACCCUGGAGGUGAGCCGCAGUGACGACAAGGCCCUCAUCACCUGUGCUGUCGACCAUCCCUCUCUUGCUCCGGGGGACAAGAGAAGCGAGCGCGCUCUGCAAGUGUUGUAUUCCCCUGACGUGCGGAUCACGCCCGAGAGCAAUCUGCCUAGAGAGGGGGAGAAGUUUCAUCUUCAGUGUGUGGGCAACGGCAACCCCGAGCCCACCUCUUACAGGUGGGAGAAGAAGGAUGGAGAGCUCCCCCCACUGGCCAAAGCCGACGGGGCUUUCUUGCGCUUCGAGAUGCUCAACAAAUCCGACAAUGGCGUCUACCUCUGCGAAGCCAGCAACGGCAUUGGAGACAGCGUGGGGGAGUACACCCUGCUGGUGCAAGGCCUCAUGGACCCAGACUCCCCAGACACCACCUUAUCCUUCCUUGGCUCUCCAUCCUCCCCCCUCCCACCCUCCUCUGCCCCUGACGUUUUCUCUGGCUCUGGCUCUGAUCCCACUUACUCCUCCUCCCACCCUUCUCUCCUCGCCUCCACCUCCUCCCCCGAGUCUUUCCUAGACUCCUCACCUUCCCCCACCCCCUCCGUGGCUGACGUGUCGACCACCGUCUCUGAAUUCUCCACCACCAGCCUCUCCAACGCCCUCUUCCCCGACCUGCCACUCUCUCCCUCCUCCUCCCUCACUCCUCCUCCCUCCUCCGCAAGCAUCGCUCCCUCCAAUGCCAACCCCUCCCCCGCCUCCUCCCUCACUCCCUCAGUUUCCGUCCAGCUGAAUGGAGUUUACACUUUCACAGAUGCUGCAGACAACAUUGCAGACCCCACAGCCAUGUCAACGUCUUCGGGGGUGGACCACGCCGUGAUCGGAGGGGUGGUUGCUGUAAUCGUCUUCAUCCUGCUCUGCCUCCUCAUCGUCCUGGGCAGAUACCUCAUCAGACACAAAGGAACGUAUCUGACCCACGAGGCCAAGGGCUCGGACGACGCCCCCGAUGCGGACACGGCCAUCAUCAACGCAGAGGGAGGCCACUCCGGAGCAGAGGAUAAGAAGGAGUACUUCAUCUAGACAGAGGGGGCGGGAGCGGUGGAGGAAAAGGAGGGAAAGCUGGAGGACGUGGAUUAGAGGAGAGGGGAGGAGCGAAGGGGAAAGAAACCUCCAUUUGUUUUCACGACGCUUCAGUUCUUCACUCGUUUGGAAGGGAUGAUGGGAGGGGAGGGGACGGGAGGGAAAGAACUGCAGUUGGGAUAAAGCGAUGAGUUGAGCUUCAACUGGUACUACCCUCUUUGCAUUGAUACAGGGAAGUGGGAUUUUUGCACUGACACACAGACGAACUGAAGACACACACACACACACACACACACACACACACACACGUACACACAGACACAUAUGUACAUGAGUCAGUCUUGAGGAAAACUCUUCUCACACAGACUUAAUUGCUCGUAGAUGUUCCGAUUAACAAGCGCGGGCCUCCUGCUGUACUAACACGUCUGAAUUAUCUCUGAAUGACACAAUAACACCUUUUUACACAAACAUCGUACUUCUAACUGUCAGCGCCUUCCGAAAAGCUAAAUUGUAACUCACAUUCCGGCAUCCCGAGCUCUGAUACUUCACUUCUCACACCUCGCCCAACCUGUCUCCUUCAACAUCUCAACCAAAACCAUCGGCUCUGCCUCUUCACGUCUCUGUCCUCAUUCUCUCCAUCUGACAAGGUGGUAUCCCUCUGCAAACAACCUACUGGUGGAGGCAUCCAUCCAAGGCAAAUUAUUACUGACAAACCUAAUCUCCCUCUCUCUCACAGUUUAAUCUUUUUACGCCAUCAAACCUUCUUCCCGCGUCCUCUCAAACCCGGGUUCAAGCCGUUGAGUUUCCCACAAUGCAGCACCACGACAUACAGCACUCAUGCAAACAUAGCAUUCCCGCCUUGCGCUACCAAGCCGAGGGGCUCCAGUAUACAUAUAUAAAUAUAUAUAUAUAGAAUUAUAUAGCAUUCUUUUUACAUGACGGAAAAUCUUUGGUGUGCUGUAUAUACUCGAUCUCUCUCUGUCCUCUCUCUGCCUUCUCUUCUUCUUCUAUCCCUCUUCUCUUUCUCUACAUAUCCCUCUCUCCUGUAUCUCAUACAGUCUGUUACUGCAUUACAGUAACUUAUAUACUCAAAAAAAAAGCCUGCCUGUUUUUUAUUACAUGCGUGGAAAUGCAGAGUCAAAACUAUCAAUAUCUGGGGAAAAAGUAUUAAAAAUAACGACAUUGAUGUUGCGAUGAAAACUAACCUUAAUUGCAAAUAUUUGUAUGAGGAACAUUGUCCUUCUCCUUUUUUUUUUAAUUCCUUUUGGUUUCGGGGAUUAAUGGGAGAUUUUCUCUCGUCAGUGUCUCAGUGUGGUACUGUCAGUGUUAACGGUUUACAGUGUCUGUCCAGGAGUCCGUACAUCCAUUUUUUUCCCGAGUUGUAUUUUGAUUUUGAGGUUUAACAUUUUGAUGCUAUAUUUCUUCACCUUUUUUUCGUCUGUGUGCCACAUUUAGUAUCUGCUCCCAAACACUAAACUGUAGCAAAACCUCUGUAGAAUGCAGCAGCUUUCGAAAAGGUGUCAAAGUGAAAAAGUAUUUUGUUCGAGCCUUCCUGGAGUAUCACUGCCCGGCACAUGUGGACCGCUGGGCUUUUCUUUCCACUCCGCCCUCUCUGAACAUCCAUCCUGCUCCCUGCAGCAGACUGCUUGUCUUUCCGAGUCCACCUGGCACUAAAGUCAUUUAGUAGUGACAUCAUAACUUCCUUUUAAGAAGCGGGCACGCUCGCUGCUUGAAAAUGCUUGCUUGCUUACCACUACGGGGCUGAACAGGAUUGCCUACAUGCAUUAAGACAAACUUCCUGGCAAAAAAACAACCCUUCCUGUUAUUGUUUCUUUCUGUGUGUGUGUGUAUGUGUGUGUUAUUGCAAGCAGGAAUCUUAUGCUAGCUUAGCAAAAGGUUCCCAUAAAUGAACAGUGUUUUAUUAAGGUUGGGAGUUCGCAUUGGAGCUGGCAAGCUCCACUUGGCCCGGCCCGGUCGUGGAAAUUGAUUGCAAUCUAAAUAAGAGGCUCUGGGCUCCAAACGGUACACACGCCAAGGUUUGGCGUUGGUGGGCAGAGUGCCCGAGCGGGAGUCUGGGCUCCACUUACACUGAAGAAAGUCAUUAUUGAACGUAAAGGUCUUUUUACUUUCUCUCUCUCCCCCCCCUGCUCCACUCGUCCAUUUCGUUUAAUUCUUUAAUCAGUCAUCUCGUCUGCGUCCUGAUCCACCUUCACCCGGUCUCUCCUCCCCUCAUCCCUUCUUCCCCCUCCAUGCUUUCUCUGUCUCAUUCGGUCCUAGACGUACAGUAGAAGUAGCGUCUCUCGGUUUCCUGGCGUGCACCGAUGGCUCUCUGCAGCCCUUUUUGGGCUGAGUGUUAGGAGAGGAAUCCAUUUGCUGUUGUCAGUCCUACCCUUAGACAGUGAUGUCUGUGAUAGUUUUUUUGUACACCCUUUUUUGGGAACGUUCAGGGAUUGUGCUUUUCGUACCUUUCCCCACAUUGUCGUUUUAACCGCAACCUAGCUAGCUGCUUUGACAGAAAGUGGCCCAGCUGGUGUGUCUUUAAGCUAGCUAUACUACAAAAGGGACCUGAAACAGGGUCAUCUGCUGUUUUUCUUUUCUUUCGUGGAAUCUCGGUUUGUUAUUUGGGGUGGCGCUGUAGUAAACUUGGCUCAAACAGUGCUCCUUUGGAGACUGCUCUUACAUGCACCAGAAAACUUUAAACGAACCAAGAUGAAUAUUUCGAAAAACUCAAACCGUUGCUUGUCCCAUGUUUGCUCUGCAAUACUCUUCAGCUUUACACAGUAUUCAUGUCUGCAGACCAGAGGAUGGCUUUGUCUCGCGGAGCUUAGUGAAGAGAAACCUUUGAUUUGUACUUAACCCUAGUCCAAUUCUGCUGUGUGAACAGAGAAAAGGAACACCGGCCUCAUACUCAAUAAAGUGUAGUGUCUUUCAAAAACUACUGGACCUGUAUUUGCCUGUAAUUUAUCGUCCUGUCCUUCGUGUUAGUUAAUGUGCUAGCAUGUAGCUUGCAUGAGAAAAAGGUUGGAAAUGUAGAUAGUGUUGGAGAUGAGAAGUGCCGACGAGAAUCUCUCCGGAGACGAGAGCGGCGGCCUGCUGUCCUCUGAUCUGCAAACAUACGGCGCGUCCCAGUUCAACCCGCCUGUACCUCCUUAACACAGCAGUCCCCUGGAUGCACUGGAAAAAAGGCCACGCAAUGAACACAAGGCGGUGCUUUUUGCUUGCAAUAAGUUAAAAAAAUCUGCCAAUGGAACAAGUGGAAAUUCACUCGAUAAGAUUUCUUGAAAUAAAAUGAAAGAAGAUGAUAUUCAAACAAGAUGAUUCAUCUUUUACAAAUAACACAGCGGCUUAAAAACUGAAAGAGAUGUCGAAAAAGCUUUUUUCAUCUGAGUCUGACUCAUAACGAGAUGUCUUCAUCAUUCUUUCAUUAAACAAGAUAUCUAAGAUGCAUCGUCUAAAACAAAGUCCCCACGUCUCACUGAAAUAUCACUCGUUAAAUGAUUGUCUUUUUUUAAGUGUUGUUAGAUAUUUUGACUAGAAAUUAGAUGAAUUUACUUGUUUUUUUUGCAGUGUAACUGAUGAAUUAGGACUUAUUCCGCUUUCCCCCCCCAACACUGUUGCGUUAAACCUAUGUAGGGGUACGAUAGCGUUGAAUUGGGACGUGCAGUCAGUCCCGUUCAUAUUUCAUUGCAUCGAUGCAGUAAUGACUAGCUGUCACCAGAUGCCAGCAAACAGCAGCAUCUCUUUACCCCCCCCCCCAUUCCACUCUCAUCAACUCCUCCUCAGGCAGUUGCACACUCGCUGCCAGUCAUUGCUUUGUUUUGGUAGUAAAAACAAAUAUUGAUUUUUAAAUUAUGUUUUGUAAAAGGUGUGCAUACUCUUCAAAGUUUUACUUUCAGUUGAAGUGUUAAUCAUUUUCUUUUCUCUUCUUUUCAAUUAGAUUUUCCAAAGCUUGGAGGUUAGAAAUUUUUUUUUUCUUCUGUAUUUUAUUGUUUCAACAACCCUUUUUCUACAAUUUCUUGUAUAUAGUGUUGCCUUUACUGGAUACUCUUACAGGCGCACCCAAUACACACUUUGCACACACAUCCACACACAUAUCUGGAUAUGCACGGCAGGCAUGCGAUCUGUGUAUUUGUACAUAUGUGUGUGUUUGUGUAUGAGUGUGAGGCGUGUAGUAAUUGACCCAAGCAGACUCCGGAGACACUCUUAUGUGUUGCAUUCACACACAAAAAAUGUUCUUAUUUGGAUGAAUAAAACAACUUCCUUGUUUUCAGACUUAUUAUUUUGGGUGACAAGUCUUCCUUUUGAAUAAAUAUCCAUAUCACAUGAGAACAGUGCUGUCAUGUAUGUUCAUUUGUACUAUGGCUGAUGAUGUCAUCAAGGCGAGACCCAACCGCAUGCUGUGGUGGGUUUGCAUCUGUUGGAUGUUCAUACAGUAUUUGUUUUGUUUUUUUGUCAAAAUACCAGUUCAGUUGUUGACUUCAAUAAACAUGCAUUUGGGUUAAUUU